Messenger RNA from Solanum lycopersicum (tomato), 1776 nucleotides. Its product is annotated as polyphenol oxidase D, chloroplastic. Gene Ontology annotation, molecular function: catechol oxidase activity. Gene Ontology annotation, biological process: pigment biosynthetic process. The record is from RefSeq and is marked validated. NCBI's taxonomy places the organism in Eukaryota, Viridiplantae, Streptophyta, Magnoliopsida, Solanales, Solanaceae.
AUGGCAAGUUUGUGUAGUAAUAGUAGUACUACUUCUCUCAAAACUCCUUUCACUUCUUUAGGUUCCACUCCAAAGCCUUGUCAACUUUUCCUACAUGGAAAACGUAACAAAGCAUUCAAAGUUUCAUGCAAGGUUACCAAUACUAACGGUAACCAAGAUGAAACGAAUUCUGUAGAUCGAAGGAAUGUUCUUCUUGGCUUAGGAGGUCUUUAUGGUGUUGCUAAUGCUAUACCAUUAGCUGCAUCGGCUGCUCCUACACCACCUCCUGAUCUCUCGUCUUGUAGUAUAGCAAGGAUUGACGAGAAUCAGGUGGUGUCAUACAGUUGUUGCGCGCCUAAGCCUGAUGAUAUGGAGAAAGUUCCGUAUUACAAGUUCCCUUCUAUGACUAAGCUCCGUGUUCGUCAGCCUGCUCAUGAGGCUGAUGAGGAGUACAUCGCCAAGUACAACUUGGCGGUUAGCAAGAUGAGAGAUCUUGAUAAGACACAACCUUUGAACCCUAUUGGUUUUAAGCAACAAGCUAAUAUACAUUGUGCUUAUUGUAACGGUGCUUAUAGAAUUGGUGGCAAAGAGUUACAAGUUCAUAACUCGUGGCUUUUCUUCCCGUUCCAUAGAUGGUACUUGUACUUCUACGAGAGAAUCGUGGGAAAACUGAUUGAUGAUCCAACUUUCGCUUUGCCCUAUUGGAAUUGGGAUCAUCCAAAGGGUAUGCGUUUUCCUGCCAUGUAUGAUCGUGAAGGGACUUUUCUUUUCGAUGAAACACGUGACCAAAGUCACCGUAAUGGAACCGUCAUUGAUCUUGGAUUUUUUGGCAAUGAAGUCGAAACAACUCAGCUACAGAUGAUGAGUAAUAACUUAACUCUAAUGUACCGUCAAAUGGUGACUAAUGCUCCAUGUCCUCGGAUGUUCUUUGGCGGACCUUAUGAUCUCGGGACUAACGUUGAACUCCCCGGAACUAUAGAGAACAUCCCUCACGGUCCUGUGCACAUUUGGUCUGGUACAGUGAGAGGUUCAACUUUGCCCAAUGGAGCCAUAUCAAACGGGGAGAAUAUGGGACAUUUCUAUUCCGCUGGUUUAGACCCGGUUUUCUUUUGCCAUCACAGCAAUGUGGAUCGAAUGUGGAGCGAAUGGAAAGCAACAGGAGGGAAAAGAACCGAUAUCACACAUAAAGAUUGGUUGAACUCCGAAUUCUUCUUCUACGAUGAAAAUGAAAAUCCUUACCGUGUGAAAGUCAGGGACUGCUUGGACACGAAGAAGAUGGGGUACGAUUACAAGCCAAUGGCAACCCCAUGGCGUAACUUCAAGCCUUUAACAAAGGCUUCAGCUGGGAAAGUAAAUACAAGUUCAAUUCCUCCAGUAAGCCAGGCAUUCCCAUUGGCGAAACUCGACAAAGCAGUUUCGUUUUCCAUCAACAGGCCGACUUCAUCGCGGACUCCACAAGAGAAAAAUGCACAAGAGGAGAUGCUAACAUUCAACAGCAUAAGAUAUGAUAACAGAGGGUACAUAAGGUUCGAUGUGUUCCUGAACGUGGACAACAAUGUGAAUGCGAAUGAGCUUGAUAAGGCAGAGUUCGCGGGGAGUUAUACUAGUUUGCCACAUGUUCAUAGAGCUGGUGAGACUAAUCACAUCGCCACGGUUGAUUUCCAGCUGGCCAUAACAGAACUGUUGGAGGAUAUUGGUUUGGAAGAUGAAGACACAAUUGCGGUGACUCUGGUGCCAAAGAGAGGUGGAGAAGGUAUCUCCAUUGAAAAUGCGACCAUCAGUCUUGCUGAUUGUUAA